This is a messenger RNA of Closterium sp. NIES-65, 609 nucleotides long. The record is from the annotation of a GenBank genome assembly. Lineage: Eukaryota; Viridiplantae; Streptophyta; Zygnematophyceae; Desmidiales; Closteriaceae.
AUGGGAUUGGACCCGCGCCGCCUCGCGCUCAAAGUCGUGCGCGCAGCCGUCGCUAUAGCGCCGCUCCACGCCAUGAUGGCGGAGCUUCCGCCACUGGCGGAAACCACGGCGGGCGGCGGAGGCAGAGUGGACGGCGGGGGACGCCUAGGAGGGGGAGGAGCUCGUGAGCAGAUUCCGCCCCACCCCCAGACUGACCCUUACACUGGCGGCUUUCCUUUUUGCGGUCCCCGCACCGCGUUCCGCCCACUUCCCUUGUUUCCUCGUCGGCAUUUCAGCAUUUCCCUUUCCCGGUCAAUCCUCGCAUGCCUCCCUUUCCGCCCUGCCCCGUUGUCUCACCAUUAUCCCCCCUCUGCCUCCCCCCGUCCGCGGGACUUCCGCUGCUCGAAUCGGCGCGCAGUGGCGGUGCUGGCGGAGCUCAAGGCGGAGUGCGGCGCAUUUCCGGGGAGUGCCACGUGGCAGAGCGGCAGAGAGUGCGCGCGGAUGGCAGGAGUGACGUGCGACAAGAAUGGCAACGUGCAGAAGCUGUACGUGACUGUGUUGAGUCGGAGGCAGCUCACCGGAUCGCUGCCCGAGUCCCUAGCCAACCUCACGGCCCUGCAACACAUGUGA